AUGUCCGCCGUUUCGUCUUCGACCCUCAACCCCCAGGGUCAGGGGAUACGUCAAUCAGCCCGGAACACACGAACCAAUCCCUCCCGAACCUCCAAGACCAUCAACCGCUCUUCGUUUGGCGUCAGCCGUGGCUCGAUAGCCGAAAUUCCGGCAACGCCCCCUGUUCCUCAUGGCUUUUACCCUGCGCUUACGCAUUUUACGGACGCGAUCACUGCGCUGCCGCGUGAAUUUCGCAGACACAAUUCGUUGUUGAAGGAGGUUGAUGCGAAGGCGUGGGCGCUCGAGGAAAAUCUGCUUCAGCUCUUGCAGAUUUCCUCCGAGUCGCAACCUGUGCCGCACCCGCCUCAUCCGGCACCUAUUGUGGGCGGCGUGGUGCGAGAGGAUGUUUUGCCUAAGGAACUCUCCCAAUCCCCGGAGUCGCCCGAGAGCAAAAACCGUCGUCUUCUCUUCGAUCGUGUACGACAGAGCCUUACAGACCUGAUGAUGACGGCCGAUGAAAAGAACCAUGUGAUUUCCAACGCCAACGAGGAAUUGGACCGCCAGAUCGUUCGGCUGGAUACUGUGUUCCCGUACAUUGCGGGCGAGAUCAGCGACGAGGCUCGUUUGGGCAGUCUUACACACUGGGCAUACUCUAACAAGAGUGCUGCCAAGACUGCGACAAACGAGCGACCGCGCCGUGAGGCUGUGGCUCAGCGACAGGACCUCUCCCAUGUGCUCCAGGAGGCUGAAGCUGCCAGCCGGAGUGAGGCACGGCGCGAAGCUGUUCGGGCUCGAGCUCGGCGACCAAAUCCAGACGCAGACUAUGAGGAAGGUCGCGCUCCUCGUAAGACAAAUUCUGGAAAGUCUCGCGGCGAUAAUGCGACGGGUGAAAAUGCGGCGCCCAAGCGUCGCAAGGUGGAACGACCCGCCACGAUAGACGCUGGAGCGCCGAUGGAGCGCUCUGCUAGCGGCACUGGUGGUCAGCGCGGUGCCAACAAGGAUGGCGCAGAGAAGAAGCGAUCCCGCGCUCCUAAUCCGAACGCAGUCGCAGCUCGCAAGAAGACCACCGCCGCUUCGAAUGCUGGAUCGCCCGUUCUGGCACCAUCCCCUCUUAUCGGCACCUUUAACAAUACCCCACGUGGAGCUGCGAGCCCAGGCCCACACACAGCACGCCCUCAAUCCUCUCGAGCCCAACAGAAUGCCGGACAGACCAGUAACUCCCGACAACGACCCUCUUCCUCGGCAUCCAACCGCAUUGGUCAAGCAAACUCCACCAAACCAGCGGAAUCCAGAUCUGCUCCGCGCGAGCCCGUCAAAGCCGAAACUGCCAUCGCAGAAACCCGCGAUAUCGAAGGCGAGUCUGGCAAUCGACCUGCGCCAGCAGGGACGAAGCGCGAAGAAGAUCGGCCAGCAGACGCAGUCGAGCCCGAACCAACCAGCAAAGGCCGCAACUCCAAAACAUCCACUCCCCUCCUCUCUACACUCGCCGAGCCCACCCAAUCUCGCUCGCGACCAACACGAGGCAGUGACCCCGCGCCUAAGCGGACAGCCAAGAAACCUCCCGUGCAGCCCGCAAUCCCCUCAGACGAGGAAUCUAUCCACGAGGGUGAUGACGAGGACGAGGACCAAGAGCCGAGAUACUGUUACUGCAAUGAGGUCAGCUUUGGUGAGAUGGUGGCAUGCGAUAAUGAUGCUUGUCCGCGCGAGUGGUUCCAUCUGUCGUGUGUUGGGAUGACGAAGCCACCUGGAAAGAAUGUUAAAUGGUACUGUAACGAGUGCAAGGAAAACAUGCGGCGCGGUCGCAAUGGCCGGUAA
This is a messenger RNA of Penicillium subrubescens, 1794 nucleotides long. RefSeq names its product putative PHD finger domain protein (Ing1). The coding region runs from base 1 to 1794 and encodes 597 amino acids. Gene Ontology annotation, cellular component: Rpd3L complex; nucleus; Rpd3L-Expanded complex. The transcript has 5 exons. The record is from RefSeq and is a predicted model, not a curated record. Gene Ontology annotation, biological process: regulation of DNA-templated transcription. NCBI's taxonomy places the organism in Eukaryota, Fungi, Ascomycota, Eurotiomycetes, Eurotiales, Aspergillaceae.